UAUCUGAUGAAAAUAUUGAUUUGAUGGGUCAUUAUUUGACUCUUUAUUAUAUGGCUCAAUUAAAAUGGAAAAAAGAUGGAUCAUAUUUAAAUGUAACAGAGAUGCGUGAAUUUAUAAAUACUGUUCGUUCAAGACCUAAACAUGAACUUUGUCUUUUGAUCACUACUGCGACAUUAUCAAAACAUGCAGAAAAUGCAUCUGUAAAUUUUGAUGAAAAAGAACAUGUUAUUAUUUGUGGUUAUAAUGAUAUAUCUCAAAAUAUUAAAAAAUAUGAAGAAAAACAUAAACAAGCUCUUGAAAAUAAAAAGAAAAGAAAAAGAAAAAAAGCAAUUUAUCAAAAAUCUAAAAUCAUAAAACUCAAAGAUGAGAAUGAAAAAUUGAAAAAAAAAAAUUAA
Molecule: messenger RNA, 395 nt
Organism: Cetraspora pellucida
Lineage: Eukaryota; Fungi; Glomeromycota; Glomeromycetes; Diversisporales; Gigasporaceae
Source: the annotation of a GenBank genome assembly